This is a messenger RNA of Homalodisca vitripennis (glassy-winged sharpshooter), 8439 nucleotides long. Its product is annotated as serine/arginine repetitive matrix protein 1. NCBI's taxonomy places the organism in Eukaryota, Metazoa, Arthropoda, Insecta, Hemiptera, Cicadellidae. The coding region runs from base 5259 to 6683 and encodes 474 amino acids. The record is from RefSeq and is a predicted model, not a curated record. The transcript has 10 exons.
AAGCUUAGGUUUGUUCAUAGAUGGAGUUGCUGUAUUGUGAAACUGUAUUAUGUUUCAUAGCUGACCUCAAGAGUUAUACAUUUAUUGUAAAUUAAUAUUUAUAACGUUUGUUUUCUAUAAUCAAUCAUCUGUACAAUUUGUAAGAUACAUGUCUUUUUUAAAUGUUCUAAUUUUGUUGGGGUAACUUGCCAAUUAGACAUCUAAUUUCAAUUGAGUAUUGGCCAAUGGUAUUUAUUGCUUAUAUUUUAUAUAAGGAUUGAACCAUAAUAAAGAUUAAAAUGAAAACAGUUAUAGGUGACUGUUUUGUGAAUGACUGAAUGAAAAAGCAGAUGAAGUUCUUUUAGUCAUCUCUAUGUUAACUUAGAUAUAUAAUAUUUUAGCCUAGACUAAUCUGAAUUUUGAAAAUGAAACCCAUAUUUGGAUAGAUAUUCAAGUUAAGAAAAUAGAUUAUAAAAAUGAUCAAAACAAACAGCCUAUAAGCUAACUAAUUUUUAUAUACUAUAGCAUAAUGACCUUACACUUGUAUCCAAAAUGGGUAACUUUAUGCACUGGAAUGAAGUAAGUUAAGCUUAGUUAAAUUCAGAGUCUGUUUAAAUGCUUAUAUUCCUCAAAUAAUCAGUAAGAGGAAUAGUAACCGAGGUUAGGCUACCUAGCUAAUGCGUUGCAUUUCUUAGCCUUGGUUCACCCAAUAUUUAUAUUGGGUUUUAGAACACCAACAAUAAUAAUAUAAAAACACAUACUUUUCUGACAAUGUAACCUGAUAUUAGUACCAUGAAUUUUGGUGCUGAAAAUGUAAAAAAGUUAAUAGUCUUAUUAUAGACCAGAUAACCAGAAUUGAACCUAAGUUAAUACCCUCUUAACUUCAAAGAACUUUGAGUGCAGUAUAAUAAGCGGCGACCAACACAACCAUGUGAUGAUUAUUGAAUGAUAAGAAAUGAUCGAUAUUCUUGACCAUCCAAAGGACUGAAAGCAAAAUAUCAGACAAAAUAAUAUAAUAGAUGUUUUAAAGAACAUUACGUUUUUGCUAGUUUUCAAUCUUAAGAAAUUAAUAUUAAUAUAAUUUACAAAUUAAAAUAUAAUAUAUAAUUAAUAUAAAAAAACAAUAACAUUUACAUGCCUUAAAUAUUUCCAAGGAUACACAUAUGAAUGCUUGUGAAACAAAGAAGACAUGCACGUCACUGUUCUUGCCACCGUUAGUCAAUAACGAAACACAUGAUUUUACAGGGUGGCUAUCUGACACGAGGAAACCAGGAAUUUUCCUGAGAACCGGGAAAAUUUCAAAAACAAUUCUUUCAUCUAACUUUUUAAAAGAACUUGUAAAAUUAAGAUAUAAUCUGACAGCUUCUUAAAUCAAGAACUGCUUAAUCUCGAAACAUCAUAUUUUAUGCGAUGUGGUUCAUGAUAUUGUGAAUGAAGAUCGGCAUAUGUUCGUGCGCUCCAAUCUGAUGCCGGCUGAUCUAAGGUUACUUCCACUAGUGUAGUGGAUUUUAUCUUGGUUAGUUGUACUCCUGUACCGCGGCAAGCCUUCCUCCUCUCCCCAAAUAAAAAUACAUAAUGGCUUGGACAAUUGAAAUCGGCUGACCGUCAGAGUUUGGCCCUAAACAAGCAGUACACUGUAAAGCGGCAGAGCGGUAAUGACCACGAUACAAAAAGAAAAUUUUUGUACUUAAAUUAUUCAGUCGCCGAAGUGGGGUCUCUGGACGAAGUUGCCCAACUCUUAUUCUUGAAUGAAAAUAGUAUUUUGAAAAGACGUGUGUUAAAUAGGUAGCACAAGCCUAAAGUGUAUAGAGUUAUAAACAGGCUUAAGAGUUCGGUUCGUUGAAUACUUAUAAUUUUUGACAGCUUGAUAAGAGGCGCAACCCCUUUUUUUUAGUACACCAGAAUGCUUAUGUGGUACUGCCUGCUGCUGACGUCUGCCAUGGCUUGUGCAGUGUUCUCCAUAUGUACAACACAAACAUUAAACUUUAAGACACCACUCGAUCCAGCGCUCACAACUUACCGCUCGUAUCGCAGCCUAGACCUCAGUUGGUCUUUGAACGAUUGCUCCUCACAUUGCCGAACAUAACUGCCGUGUGUGAACAGGCAUUGUCUUGACUCCCAGAAAAACCAGAGAUAGAACUGUAUAAAGUACUUGUGACAGUUCUCGUGAGUAAACCUGCUUAUCUUGUUCACAUAAUGCUACAGUAUUUGUGCAAAUUCUCUCGCAACUUUACUUGCUAGUGUAAAAGCAACUUAAUGUUGUUGCCAGUCUACAGACAGCAGACGGCCAGCCGAUCGACUCAAACAAUGUUCAUCAAUUUCGUCGUUAGAUUCAAUUAAGAUAUAAUUACCGCAUCAAAGGGUUAACCCUGAGACAUGACAGAACUGCUCUACUAAUGAAAUGUUCUUUUUCUUUUUAACUUGACUAUAUCACUCUUAAAUAUGGGUUUCAUUUUUGUCUAAUUUGGAUAUAAAAAUUAAGUUAAUGUUCAUGUCGAAUAUGAUUAAAUUACCAAAUAAAAAUGUAUAUUGGCCUAGCCCUAAGAGUAAAUAAGGUUGAUUCCUAUUAAGUACUUAGUAAUUAGGUGUAACUUAGUACUUACUAAGUAAUUAUUAAUUACUAAUAAAGCCAAGUGCGAAAAACAGAAAAAUUGUGUUAAUGAAAAACAAAUGCCCAAAUAGGGUUCAUAUUGCGUCCACUUACAAUCAAUUGAAACAUAAUAAAUCAAUAUGCAGAUAACAAUGGGUCAGAAAAACAAAAACAUUUAUCUCCCAGUUUUAAAAUUUUAUCUUUAUACUUGAGAUCUACAAUUUCAGCCUCAGGGAGCCACAGUGAGGCCUAGGGUACACAUUGCUAAUCAAGUUCGACCGGAUUUGAAAUGCUUAAAUGUUCCGUUUUAAGUUAGUUUCUCAUUAUUGUUAAAUAUUCUUAACAUGUUUAAGUCUAGUCUGAAAUGGAGUUGUAAUACUCUUUUUACCUCUUUAAAGUAAUUUUUGUAUUAAUUUACUAUUUUAACUGCGGAGUAUAAUAUUUUUAAAAGAAUAUUUAGGUAUGCCUACAUAAAAAGUAGGUUACUAUGAUACCUCCUCAAUGAGUACUGGUGACACAUCUCAACAUAGGUUAGAUACCUGAGUUUGAACGUUAAUCAUAAAGUAACCUAAUAUAUUUACAAUAAUAGGAGAAGUUAUAUUAUAAUUUAGCUUAUUUAUUUCUGCGAUUAGAUGUAUAAAGUCAAUUAUUUACAAAUAAAACUUCCAGUUUUUGUAUAGAUAAGAACGAAAAAUGUACUGGUUAUUUUGUGCUCUUCAUCCAAACUGCAAUUUUGAAAAUUCAUAGCUAGAAAAAUUGUAAUCCAAUUAAGACAAAAUUUUUGUACAUGAUAGGUACAAGUGUGUACGGUUUUCGAGUAUUAAGUUUUAGGAGCUUAUAAAUAUAUAUGAAAAAAAUAUUAAAUUACCACCUUAACUUUAUUUUGACUGCACGGUUCAAAAAUUCGGUAUUAGUCUCCUGAUGGAGCUUCUUAAGUCCAUUAUCCUGGGCAUGUAAUUUUGUCAACCACAAGUUAAUUUAACAGAUUUAAUUGAGCAUAUUUUGUUAUUUUUACAUAACUGGCGUAUGCUAAUUUCAAUAUGUAAACGUCCAAGCUGCAUAGGGUAGUUGCCUAGAAAAUUCGCUUUUUUAAGUGGUUAGUAACAUAAAUAAGACAUUUUUAUCAUAUCAUGUGAAACAAUAAAUCUUUAUAACAAAUUUUUACUAGAAUGUUUAUCACGAACUCAACCUUUAAAACAAACUUUCAAAUUAAUCAUCUUAAAAUACUGGAAGUUUGCAAAGUAAAUAAUGACUAUGCUAUGUCUCUUGUAGCUUAAUGUCAUGAGGAUGUAUAAAAGACAUUGUAGCAUAACAAAAUGUUACAAAUGUGUUUUGUCACUCUUAUGAAGGGAAGCUAACAGACAGAAGGACAUUGCAUGACUCACAAUUCACCAGCCUCAGUUUUCAGAUCUCAUUGAUGAAAUUUGAUACCACAACAUUUUAUUUUUCACUUCAAUGAAACAAACCUCGUUCACAUGAAGUCUUACAAGCCUCUUUGAGAUUAAUGAAGGUAUUUUUAAGUUUUGUUGUAACAAUAUUUUAUUAGUAGAUAUUGCAAAAUAUAUUGACCUAUUGUUUUCAUGCAUAGUAAAUUUGCAGUGGUACCAACAAGUUUCUUUUUUGGUCAUCUGGUAUAGGAUUUUUAAAUGAUGAAGUGCACAACUAGCAAACAUCUGCAAUUACAUUUGACACUGCCACUUCUAGGGCGAAACAGUAUACAUUAUUGUUUUGAUAUCUUACAUAAAACAUUGCUUUUAGUUAUAAUUCCCAUUUCGUUUGUUUUAAUUUAUUUGAUUUUGAAUGUUUAUGUUGGUGCUGUUAUGUAUAACUGUCAACUUUAAAUUAAUUUUUAACAUAAAUAAUUUUAUUAAAAUAACCAUCAAAUAUUUUUUUAUCUUUUCUGAUUCUUUAUUUUAAUUUCUAAUAAUGUGGGUAUGAGGCCCAAUUUUUGUAUCUGGUCAUCUACUUAUAACUCAAGAUCAUAAAGCCACAAGUGAACACUUAUAUCCUCCUUAAGUUCAGCCUCACUACUUAGUGGCCAUCUUGACUAAAUUCCCUGAAAAAUCUCAGGUGAGAUAUGUUUGCUGUCUGUUCUUCCCAUGCUAAACUACUGUUUGGAAGCUCUCUCAACCUCUCCUCCUUAUUCCUGGUUUUGUAUGAUGCCAGGAAUGUAAAGGAUUCAUCAGAUUGUUCAAGAAUGAAGAUUGAUCGUGACACCAUUGAAAAUGAAGAUACAGUGUGAUAGUCACCACACAAUAGAACAGUUAAAACCCAUUUGUGAUAUCUGGUUGUUUUCGUGUGCGAAUACGAUAUCAUUAAAAUGGUCGGUGCGGAAUUCGGUUCUUGUCGUUACUUUCGUCCGACUGUGUUCGCGAACCCGCCGCCGCAAACCAAGCGUCGGUUCAAAUAUGUGUUCCGAAGAAAAUCCAAACGUGAUGUUACAUUGAACGGGCGUAUUCGUUGGACAAUUUUACAUAAACUGGGACUCAAACUUAUCGGCUCGGUGUAGUUUGUGCAAAUCACAACCAAAAUUGCGUUCGGAAGUGUCGUCGUAACUCGUCGCGCGGGUUGUCUGAGCGUGCUGCAUAGCCAUGGGUACAGCUGCUGACCAGUGGUGCUGCAUCCAAUUUCAUUGCAUGUCUGUCACCUUAAGCCAUGGCAUUGGAUACACUGCUCUUAAACUUUGGCAAUGUCCUCUCGGCGAAGGAGUCAGGAGCCCUCCCGUCUUCGGAUGGAUUCCUACUCAAACAACACUUCAUCUUCACCUCCUAGGCGCAGGGAGUUGGAUAACGUCAUGAAGAAAGCUCGUAAGGAGGGCCCUGAUAAGAGUGACUACUGGAAUAAGAAGCUUAUUGAAGUAGAAGAAAAGGACCCCAACAGGUGGAGGCACAGUGGUUUUAAGGAGUUAUAUGGCAGCAAAAGUCCUUCAGGAAGCAGGUCAAGAUCUCGAUCUCCGAACCGGACCAAUUGGCCUAAGACUCCACCUCCUCGUCCAAAGUCCCCACCCCUUAGCACUCGCCCACCUUCUCCUCCACGCAAGAGCAGCAGUAGCAAGGUAGACAAAGUGUCCUCAAGCACUUCUCGCAGCAAGAAUGAUCGUCCUAAAUCACCUCGCCCGAAGUCGCCCAGACCUAAAUCUCCGAGACCAAAAUCUCCAAAGCCCAAGGAUCCCAGAAGGCGGUCAAGAUCACCAAGGCCCAGGCCUAGAUCACCAUAUCAGAGACCGAGGUCACCAAAUGCCAGACCCAGAUCCCCCAACCCGAGACCAAGAUCUCCUAACACACGACCCAGAUCACCCAACAUUAGACCCAGGUCACCUAAUGCAAGACCAAGGUCACCCAACAUUAGACCGAGGUCACCUAACACAAGAGGAAGACCUAAAACACCCCCUGGUCGACCAAGAUCGUCCAUAUCCAAGCAAAGGAGACCUCCUUCUCCUCCUCCAAGGCGUCGCUCAGAGAGUGUAAGCGGCAGUUCAAUGAGCAGUUGUUCUGAUGAGUCCUGCUCGGUGUGUUCCCCUAAGAACAGAACGAGAGACCGAGGUCAUGCCAAGGACAAGGAGCGAGCAAGACCUCCAUCUCCUCGGCCACCUGUUACUCGUUCUAGAUCUCGUUCAUUCUCCGUACCACGCUCAAGACCAACCACUGUUGUCGAAAAGCCAAGGAGGAAAAACAAAAGUCGUAAAAGAGAAAAGGAAAAAGUUCUUAAGAUUGGCCGACGGCGAGGUAUCAAGGUUGAGUCGGAGUCAGAGAGGUCAAGCUCACCGUCCCCGGGACCGCGGCUCACACUGUCCGAGAGGUUCGGCAAGAUGGCACAGUUCAGUGUUGACCGGGACAUGGAACAUCGCAACUUACGGAUCACUGCUGGCGACCAGAUGACUGUCUUCAUGGAUAGUCCUCCAUCACCACCAAGCCUGUCAUCGUUCCCAGAGGGGUCUUGGGAUGACGUGCGGGUACGCUACACAUAUUAUAAGGAACAGGGCUACCUUCGAGACUUGACGCUUCAAGACUACGUCAAGUGGGAGGAGUGGUGGUACAAGUACCAGGAUUGGCUCAGCACUGAACGGUACUAUGAUAGGUACUCGAGCCCCUACAGACGAACCAGCCGACUGUAGGAAUACUUUCCAUCCAGAUCUUCAUUAGAAGACUCAGUAUUACCAUUAUUUUCAUCUAUUGUAAUUCAUGCCAGCUAAUUCUACAUAGUUUGUUGUUACAGUAACGCAUCUUAAAACAUUUAGUCAAAUAAAAUGCUCCAUUUUUGUUUAAGAUGAGGAAGCGUAGCUGUUGAACCUGUACAAGCUUAAUUUAUACACUUAUUACUUAAAAAAGACAGAAUUGAAAAGUCCAAUAAAUAAGUGUGCCAAUUGACCUUGUACCUAAAUGUUCAUAAAAUUAAUUGUAUUAUAUCUGAUUGUGGGGAAAUACAAUAUAUUACAAAGAGCAAAUUACGUAAUACAUGGACUAUUUGAAUUCAUUUUAAUAUUUUAUUUCAAAUAUAACACUUUAUUUUUUUUGCAGCAAUAAAUCUUCAAAACAAUGAUAAAUUCUAAUAGUUUUAUGGAAUUGUUUUGUAAACAUGGAAUUGGAAAAUUCAAUUAUUGAUUUUGAGAUGAGCAUAAAUCCUUUAGAUUUGAACAGAACAAAUUUGGUUUAGUAGUACUUUAUUAUUGAGAUUGUUGUAAAUAAAAAUUAAAUUAAACAGUUGAAAAAAUAGUUGUUAAAAUUUUAACAUUCAUGUGUUAUCAGCCUGUUCAUAAAAUUCACCAGGUUGUAGAAUCGAUAUUCCAGCACUCAACACUUAGAGAACCUCACUGUCUUCCACAGAUCCUCUCAAAAGGAAUUUCUGUAUAAUGCCUGCAUUCCCAAUAGGUUGAUUGGUUUCUUUCAAUUUUAAUUAUAGUUGUAUUGCACUUUUUAAAAAUUUUCUUCUCAAUGUCCACAGUGAUGACUUUUUUAUGAAGCAGGACUAUUCCUCUGUUUACUAUAUAUUUUUAUUAUAUCAUUGUAUCAGUUUUAAUUAUAGACUAUCUAUUACUAUAUUUUUAAUACUCAACAUAUUAUGUACAAUACAAAUAAGAACGUUUUGUAAUGAAUAAAUUUAGGUUCUUACAAGGAUUCCGAACCCAAUAGUGUAUCUGGAUAUGAAUUUUUGCUUGCAAACACAAUACAGGUAAUACACACUGUAAAGUAUGUUCUAGUUUAUUUUAAUUAUUUGGAAUUUAAGGCUUUGUAUUUCCUAAUUAUUCAUUCAGUUAUGCAUAUUCAAUUUGUUAGUAUAAUUAUUUUACAUUGGUAGUACAUAAGCUUUACUAACUAAAUGAAACAUCCUUUGGAACUCUGUAAUGGGUUAUUGGCAGCAAUUUUAUAAUUUUUAACAUGCCAAAAUAUGAAAAAGCACUUUAAAUAAAUCUAUAUGUAUCAAAUAAAAAUUAAAAAUGUUGAAAAGUUCAUUGGUCAUGUUAGUUUCCAUAUAAAGGAAAUACCUUUUUUUAAUUUGCUGUGCUUUUGUGUAGUAUUGAUGUACAGUGAAAUAAUUUGGAAUGGGAGGUUUCACAAACCUAUGUUUACUGUAGUAAUUUCGCUAUCAAGUUUAUUUAUAAGCAUAUUUAUUUUAAGAAUUUAAAUAUUUUUAGUUGCUUUGUUAUAGGUAUGCUUGCUGGAAUCUCAUGUAUAUAAUUAACUUUAGAUAAGUAGAAGAAAAUUAGCCGCUAUGUUUGGACUUGGAUGUAUUUUAGUUCCUUGUACAGCCACUACAAUUUUUAUUUUGCAUUUGCCUGUUAAUCUACUACUUACUUGUAUUCUUCAUGUGUCAUAUAACGUUUAUGUAUAUAUUUUUGUUUUUGUAUUCAAAUAUAUUAUGGUUUUGACUCA